Symbiodinium pilosum is the source of this 3459-nucleotide messenger RNA. The record is from the annotation of a GenBank genome assembly. Lineage: Eukaryota; Dinophyceae; Suessiales; Symbiodiniaceae.
AUGAUCACUCCGCAGCGGGCCGAGUCUAAUGCCCUGGUCUUGGCGCAGGCCGUGUUGGUGGGAAGCGUGGGCGCACCGACAGCCUACAACCUGUUUUCUGCAGGUCUGGUAAUCGACGAUUAUUUCAUCAUUGGCCAGGAGUCCACCAAGGUUCUGCCUGCUCUGGAAUCCGCUCCGCAUGAUGUGGAUACCAUCGCAAAGAAGGGACUGGACUUGGCCCGGGCCGCCUAUGACAAGCGCAAAGUGGCAGGCUCAUCUGAAAAGGAUGUCGUUAAUGCUACGACUUUUACAGUCGCUGGCGCUUCUGUAGAUUCCUCCAGGUCUGCCGUCCGCAACAACCUUGUGCCAGUGGCUUCUCCUGCUGAGAAAAGAUGUGCGUUGUCAUUGGCGUCACUUGCCGCUGCCAGACUUCCUGUGUCAUCGCGAGCUCUGAUUGAGCGUUUGGUCGGGGGAUGGAUUCAUGCCAUGAUGUUUCGUAGGCCUACUGCUGUCUGCUUUGCAAAGGUCUAUAAGUUCAUUCAUGAUCCCAUCGUUCAGGCAUCCACGGAGGAUACUGCCUUCUCCCUUUCGCGAGGUGUUGCAGACGAGCUUGUGGUCUGCAGCAUCCUGGCCCCUCUGAUGGCCACAAACUUGGUUGCUCAGCUUGAGCCUACUCUCUAUGCCUCAGACGCCUCCAUGGCGAAGGGGGCUGUGGUCUCUACGGGCCUCUCUUCUGACGAGGCCCUGCUGCUGUGGAGGACUGCCGAAAGAAAAGGAGGUUAUACGCGCUUGGACCCCGCAGCUCGUGCCCUGCUUAAAAGCGUCGGUGACCCUGACCUGGAAGAGCAGUGUUUGCAAGGGUUUCCUGUUGCUCCACAGAAAAGCCCGCCUCUGAGGUUUGACUUUGUGGAAGUCUGUGCAGGAGCUGGGAAAAUCACGCAUUACUGCAACGAAAUGGGGCUAGCCUGCUGUCCUCCUCUUGACUUGGAGCAUAGUGCUCAGUAUGACCUCCAAAGUGCUGAUGUCAUUCCGUGGCUGGUUGAGAUGAUCCGGGAGGGGCGACUGAGAAGUGUUUUCGUGUCCCCUCCGUGCACAACGUUUUCGCCAGCUGCUUUUCCUUCGCUCAGAAGCUAUGAGGAUCCGUGGGGCAAUCACUCCAUUCCCCGUGUCAGGACUGGGAACGUCUUGGCGCUCCGUGCUUUGGCUUUGGUUUUCACUGCGCGAACGUACACCCGUGCGGGUUGCGUUGAGCAGCCGCGUCGCUCAAAAAUGGCGUGGCUGAAAGUCUGGCUGCGACUCAGGGCUCUCAGCGGGAUCCUCGAGGUUUUCCUUGCUGCUUGCCAAUUUGGUUCGGUUCACAAGAAGGAGUUCAGGUUUUUAGGCUGCAACCUUGACCUCCACAGGAUAGCCAGGCCUUGUCGAGGUGGCCACGAGCAUGUCGUCAUUCAGGGUAAGUGGACCAAAGCCUCAGCCGUCUACCCUGAUGCUCUUGCUCGGGAACUUGCCAUGCUGUAUGGCGACUUCGUCACUAAAGACCGCUGCAGAGAAAGAGAGCUAGGUGUCGACUUCUCAGGUUUGGAAUCGCCCAUUAUCAAUGAGCUGCUGGCAGGGAGGCAGUGGAAACUUGAGAAGGAGUGGAGGUGGAAAAGGCAUGAGCGCAUCAAUAUGUUAGAGAUGCGUGGGCUUGUUGUACUCCUCAAGUCUCAGCCCGCUGCCGGUCCAGAUCGUAGGAUCUUGCACCUGUUUGACUCGGCCGUGGCGCUCGCUGCGUCCGUCAAAGGCAGGUCGUCCAGCUACAAGCUACGACGGCUUCUGUGCCAGAUUUGUGCACUGGCCUUGGCCUUGGGAGUCUACUUCGGUGAGGCUUUCGCCCCGACGCGUCACAACAUAGCAGACGACCCUACCCGCUCUGCUGUGGUCCGACCGGCUCUGGAGCAUUCUUUCCUGCCUCACAUCUCUAUGUCCUUGAAGCAGCAGCUUGCACAGACUCGUGUUCGAAGGUUUGCUGCUAAUUGGAUCCGCCUUGUCCUUAUCCUUGUGCAUUGCGUUCCCGCAAAAGCUGCCUUGCCAUCUGCCUCAGCCAGCAUCAUUGCCACAGACAUUUUGUCUGGACUUUGCUCAGUCACCUGUCUUUUCCCAUCAGGUGUUUUUUCUCCGCGUUGGAUUUUCAUGGACUUCCCUCUCCUUCCUGCUGCAUGGACUUUCUUUUCUUGGACUUUGGCCUGGAUUUUCCUUCUUGGUGCUGCUUGGACUGUCCUUCGGACCUGGACUCCUUUCACCGUCAAGGGUCAGGAUUGCUACCGCAGUAAAAGGGCUUCCCGCAAAGGUCCCCUCUUUCUCUUCAGGGUUGGGUUUCUUAAGUUUGGGGUCUUGCUUGUCCUUCUGAGCCAUGGCGCGUCUGCUGCUCCUUCUCUGGAAAGGUACAGACAAAAAGCUGAGGAACGAGCAUUUAUGAUGCUCUCUUCACAUCGAGCUGUUCUGCCUAAGACUGAUUUGCAUCGUAAAGCCAGGCUAGCUGAUUUCGGUAAGUGGCUGACUGCUACAGGCGCGUGUACUCUGGAAGAGCUACUCUCUGACGUCAAUGCUGAAGAGGUCAAUAAGCUGCUUGUCGACUUCGGCCAGGCCUUGUUUCGAGAAGGGCGACCUUACGGACAUUUUUCAGAGCUGAUAAAUGCAGUGGCAGCCUCGCGACCGGUCCUUCGGCGCCAACUUAUUGGCGCCUGGGACCUUGCCUACAACUGGAUGGCGGUGGAGCCGCACGUCCACCACAUGGCGCUGCCUGCUUUGGUUUUGGUCGCAAUGCUGGCAACCUGUUUGUUGUGGGGCUGGACUCGUGAAGCCGGCCUUUUCUCAUUGAUGUGGGGUGGCCUUUGCAGACCAGGCGAAGUACUUACAGCUACCCGAAAACAUUUGGUUCUCCCGCAGGACGUCAUGAAUUCUCAGCCUUUUGCUUUGCUUAGAAUUGAGGAGCCUAAGACAAGACGUCGUGCUGCUAAGCAUCAAGCUGCGAAGGUGGAUUUGCCGGACUUGAUGGAGAUCCUUGUGAUUGCCUUCGCUCAGCUGAACCCAGCUUCGCGUCUCUGGCCUUACUCUGGACAAACGUUGCGAGCCCGCUUUCGAAAGGUGUGUACUGCGCUUGGUUUGCCUGAAACCAAAAAGGCGGGUAGUCCUGCGCUGGAGCUUGGCUCGUUCCGCCCUGGAGGUGCAACAUGGUUGUUGCAGCAGUGUGAAAACCCUGAACUUGUCCGGCGUAGGGGACGAUGGUUGAGUCCCAGAGUUAUGGAAAUAUAUCUUCAAGAAGUUGAGGCCGCGACCUUUUUGGUGAACCAACAAGUCCAUGUACGUGAAAAAGUCCAACAAGUUGCUUCUGUUUUCCCAGCUCUCCUUGAGAAGGCGGUGCUCUGGAACAAGUCAAAUAUUCCUGCAGCCGCGUGGUUCUAUCUGUUUCAACACGAACGGAGAGCACAUACAACGGGAUAG